CUUGCGGAUCCCGGAAACGGGAAUCAGCCGGGGACCUUUCAGUAAACCAAGAAGAUCGUUUUGUUUACAAGAAGCUGAAAAUCGACCAAGAGUAAAUCUGUUUUGGACGCCUUGCGGUGUGUCUUAACGUGAGCAGCAUGACCGCCAUCAAGCAUGCACUGCAGAGGGACAUCUUCACUCCGAAUGAUGAACGAUUGUUGGGGAUUGUGAACGUCUGCAAAGCAGGGAAGAAGAAGAAGAACUGCUUCCUGUGUGCAACAGUGACCACAGAGCGACCAGUACAGGUGAAGGUGGUGAAAGUGAAGAAGUCUGAUAAAGGGGACUUCUACAAACGUCAGGUGGCAUGGGAACUGAGGGACCUGACGAUGGUGGAUGCCAAAGAUGCUAACAAGGAAAAUCCAGAGUUUGACCUUCAUUUUGAGAAGGUCUACAAAUGGGUGGCCAGCAGCACGGCCGAGAAGAACUCAUUCAUUUCUUGCAUAUGGAAACUCAAUCAAAGGUACCUGAGAAAAAAGGUGGAGUUUGUGAACGUCAGCUCUCAGUUACUGGAAGAACUUCCUAAAGCGGAAGAGUCUGUCCCCAGCGGAGAGAGCCAGAGUGUAACGGGAGGAGAUGAAGACUCACUGGACGACUACCAGGAGCUGAACGCCCGCGAGGAGCAGGACAUCGAGAGCAUGAUGGAAGUGUGUGAAUAUGCCAUCUCUAACGCCGAAGCUUUCGCUGAGAAGCUGGCCAGAGAGCUGCAGGUUCUGGAUGGGGCUAAUAUCCACUCAAUCAUGGCAUCGGAGAAGCAGGUAAACAUCUUGAUGCAGCUGCUGGACGAGGCUCUGGCUGAGGUGGACACCAUCGAGGGGAAGCUAAGCAGCUAUGAGGAGAUGCUGCAGAGCGUGAAGGAGCAAAUGGACCAGAUCUCCCAGAGUAACCGUCUCAUUCAGCUGAGCAACACCAACAACAUGCGACUCCUGGAGGAGAUCGACUUUUUGGUGAACUACAUGGACCUGUCCAAAGGUCACAUCCGUGCUCUUCAGGAUGGAGACCUGUCUUCACCCAAGGGGAUUGAAGCCUGUAUCAAUGCUUCAGAGGCUCUGCUGCAGUGCAUGAACGUAGCACUCAGACCAGGACAUGAUAGGCUGAUGGCAGUGAAACAGCAGCACCAGCUCUUUGGGGAGCUAAGAGACCAUUUCGCACGCAGACUGACCAACCAUCUGAACAACGUGUUUGUCCAUCAGUUCAACCACUUCAGCCACUUCCGAAUGACAAUUCCUCAGUUCUAUAGGGCCUCCCAUUUAUCGCUUCCUGGUCAUGACCAGACCUCAAGCCUCACCCAGCACGCGGCCGAGCUCACGCUCCCCAAACACAACCCCCUGCACCGAGACCUGCUGCGCUACGCCAAGCUCAUGGAGUGGCUGAAGGUCACCCAGUGGGAGAAGUACGAAGGCCUAAUGGCGACUUACGUUGAAUACAUGGCACGACUGUACGAGCGAGAAAUUAAAGAUUUCUUCGAAGUGGCCAAGCUCAAAAUGGUGGGCACAAGCAAGGAGGGGAAAAAGUUCGCCACACUUCCGCGGAAAGAGAGCGCACUCAAACAGGACACGGAGAGCCUCCAUGGCAGCUCAGGGAAGCUCACUGGUUCCACCUCCAGCCUGAACAAGCUGGCGGUGCAGACCUCAAACAGUCGACGUUCGCAGUCUUCCUCGCUACUGGACAUGGGCAACAUGUCGGCCUCGGACCUGGACGUGGCCGACAGGACCAAGUUCGACAAGAUAUUCGAGCAGGUCCUCAGUGAGUUGGAGCCCCUCUGUUUGGCAGAGCAGGAUUUUAUCAGCAAAUUCUUCAAACUACAGCAUGUCCCCACUGGUGAAGGCCAUGAAGUGGAUGGAAACAUGCCCUCACGGCAGGUGGCAGCCGGAGAACACAGGCACUCUAUGUCUUCAGAUAAGGAAGUGGUGCGACAGAUGAUGAACAAGAUCUUUCAAAGCAUAGAGAUUGAGUUGAACAACCUCAUUGCUCUUGGAGACAAGAUGGACAGCUUCCACUCGCUCUACAUGCUGGUGAAGAUGAGUUAUCACGUGUGGACAGCAGAGAACGUGGACCCCGCAUCCUACCUGAGCACCACCCUUGGGAACGUUCUUGUUACCGUCAAGAGGAACUUUGACAAAUGCAUUUCGACUCAGAUAAAGCAGAUGGAGGAGGUGAAAAUCUCCAAGAAGACCAAGGUGGGCAUCCUGCCCUUCGUCACAGGGUUUGAGGAGUUCGCUGAGUUGGCUGAGACGAUCUUCCGCAGUGCAGAGCGCCGUGGGGACCUGGAUAAAGCCUAUGUGAAGCUCAUCAAGGCCGUGUAUUUGAAUGUGGAGAAGGUAGCGAACGAAAGUCAGAAGACACCUAGAGAUGUGGUGAUGAUGGAGAACUUCCACCACAUCUUCUCGACACUGUCCCGACUAAAGAUCUCCUGCCUGGAGGCAGAGAGAAGGGAGGCUAAGCAGAAGUAUACGGAGCAUCUACAAGCCUACGUCAUCAACUCCCUGGGACAGCCGCUAGAGAAACUCAAUCAUUUCUUCGAGGGUGUGGAAGCUCGAGUAGCUCAGGGGGUACGUGAGGAGGAAGUAGGCUACCAGCUGGCCUUCAACAAGCAGGAGCUGCGUAAGGUCAUCAAGGAGUACCCUGGCAAGGAGGUGAAGAAGGGCCUGGACAACCUGUACAAGAAGGUGGACAAACAUCUGUGCGAGGAUGAGAACCUGUUACAGGUGGUGUGGCACUCCAUGCAGGAUGAGUUCAUCUGUCAGUAUAAGCACUUUCAGGGCCUGAUUGAUCGCUGCUACCCAGGCUCUGGAAUCACCAUGGAUUUCACCAUUCAGGACAUACUGGAGUACUUCUCCAGCAUCGCCCAGUCACACUGAUCACCCAUCUCCUGUUUGCAUGGUCCUACAAGAUUCAAGGCAUUAAGUCAUGUCCAGUUCACUAAUGUGUCCCAGAAGUGCUCCUUCUGCAAUUUGAAAAACGUGAAAUCUGGUAUUUGCACAAAUGAUUAUAGCAUUUUUAUUGGAGCACUAAGAUAGUAAUAUGUACUGUGUGGCCUAGUGCUCCAGUCUUCGGAGGAUUGCAGAUGGUUUUAGUGUGUUCUGCCCCUGCUUGUUCACUGCAUUAUAUCUUCAUUUGCACUAAUUCACGUCACUUGACAUGGGAGAUUUUAAUAUUCAUUGGAGCUACCUGAGAGGUAUCUUGCUAACAUGGCAACCCUAGUUCUAAGAUAACCUGCUCGAUUAUGUUAACACUGGGAAAUUGUCUGCACAUGCAAAAGGCAGAAAGUUCAGAGACUUUGCAAGGUUGACACUAUGUAAACUUUUCACUAAGAGAUAGAAGUUUAUACAUGCUACAUAUUACUAAGAAUCUAUUAAAGCUCUUAGCCCAAGAGGUUCCCGUAUCAAUUGGAUAUUGGGGUCUGUCUUUAUCAAGAUUUUUCAGUUAUCACUACAGUCACAAUUUCUGUUCAUUAAGCUCACGAUGCGACAGCAUUAGGCUUUUUUGAGUGGGAUUAUUCUGGAUCCUACUCCCCAUGCUACUUUGAUAUAUUGAAAGUGUGAAGCGUGUGCAUUGAAUUAGUCAUAUAUAAUCGUUACUUUAUUUUUCCAUUUGUAUUUCCGCAGUACUUUUGGAUAUCAGAUUGCCAAAUGUUCAAUAAAACGCACUGUUCUGCUUUCAGUGUUGUAA
Molecule: messenger RNA, 3708 nt
Organism: Brienomyrus brachyistius
Lineage: Eukaryota; Metazoa; Chordata; Actinopteri; Osteoglossiformes; Mormyridae
Gene: exoc1
Product: exocyst complex component 1
Exons: 21
Coding region: 138-2897 (919 amino acids)
Biological process (GO): exocytosis; Golgi to plasma membrane transport
Cellular component (GO): plasma membrane; exocyst
Molecular function (GO): phosphatidylinositol-4,5-bisphosphate binding
Source: RefSeq, a predicted model, not a curated record